Molecule: messenger RNA, 1026 nt
Organism: Lachancea dasiensis
Lineage: Eukaryota; Fungi; Ascomycota; Saccharomycetes; Saccharomycetales; Saccharomycetaceae
Source: the annotation of a GenBank genome assembly
AUGGGUCUAGGACUUAGUACUGAAGGUUGUGACACCCUCAAAACAUGGCUUUCACAUGAGUUCAUCCGACAAGAUCCGGGCACAUCAGCACAAUGCGCAGACUUUAUCCUUGAUGUUCUGGAUAGUUUGCCAAGCAUUGAUCACAUCCAAUAUGAUACAGACACCAUUCAACGGGUGGAGUCACACUUGGCAGGGAUUGUGGACGAUCCAACUGUCUUGGUUGGUAAGCUUCCAUCAAAAUUAAAGGAAAUCAAACACAUCGAGGAAAAACAGCAGGAAUUAAAGCCCUCUAAGUCCGUGAUUAUAUGUAAUACACCGAUACGCUACCUUGACGAAAAGGCUAUUAAAGGCACUUUUAAACCUUUUGGAUCCAUCCAGUCGUGUAAAAUAAACUUACAGCACAGGCAGGUGGUGAUUGAGUAUCAGAACGAAUCAUGUGCGAUCCGGUGCACUAAAGCCGCAACGGUAUUCUUUGGCAACCGGUUUGUCACCGUCAAUCUGUUCCAUGACUCUUUGGAGAAUUUUGAUGGCAGUACCCUUUUCGAGAUCCUAAACCCGAAUAAGCCCAUUGAAGACUCUAUACGGUUGGGAAAGUCCAAUGAUAGCGCUCCUGAGGAAAAUAAUAUCAACAAGGAUGUCCGCAAGGUUCAAAACAUGCCCCAGGCCUUAUUUGAGAAUAACCAGAAUCCUAGUGAAGCUCUUGAGACCAAUCUAGAUGAUCUUUUGGACUCCCGGGAGGAACUACUGAAAGUCCACCAAACGACCUUGCGCAAACUACUGAGAAAAACCGAGGAGCUCAAUGAAACUGAAGAAGGAAAUAAUUUGGAAAGUAUAACAUCCGAAUUACUUGAACUUGAAAGGAGUAUGCAAAAGCUUGGAAUCAAACAUGACACGAUGCUGGAGCUCAAGUUGCGAAAAAUGAACAGGGAUCAUCCUGGAGAGCUUACGAUUGAGGAUGGUGCCGCAAAGAAAAAGCGUGCAAGAAAAUUAAAUGUAUUGAGGAGAAAGCUGAAGAGGCGGAGGUGA